Sphenostylis stenocarpa is the source of this 1503-nucleotide messenger RNA. Lineage: Eukaryota; Viridiplantae; Streptophyta; Magnoliopsida; Fabales; Fabaceae. The record is from the annotation of a GenBank genome assembly.
AUGUCCGGGGCAGGCCAAGCCAUAGACAUGGACAAGGUGGGGUUUCCAAAAGCGAAAGCCGAUCGUGGCCGUGGCAAAAAAAUGGGUCCGGUUUCCAUGGAUCACGUGCUUCUUGCCUUGCGUGAGACCAAAGAUGAGAGGGAUCUUCGAAUUCGGAGUCUCUUCAAUUUCUUCGAUGCUGCCAAUAAUGGGUACUUGGACUAUGCUCACAUUGAGGCUGGUUUGUCUGCACUGCAGAUUCCCCCUCAGUAUAAGUAUGCCAAGGAGCUUUUCAAGGUUUGUGAUGCUGAUAGGGAUGGUAGGAUUGAUUACCAUGAUUUCAGGCGUUACAUGGAUGACAAGGAGUUGGAACUUUACCGCAUAUUUCAGGCCAUUGAUGUGGAGCACAAUGGCUGCAUUCUCCCUGAAGAGCUUUGGGAUGCACUUGUCAGGGCUGGGAUUGAAAUUGAUGAGAAGGAGCUUGCUCGCUUUGUGGAGCAUGUUGAUAAGGAUAAUAACGGAAUUAUCACUUUUGAAGAGUGGAGAGAUUUUCUUCUGCUUUAUCCUCAUGAAGCAACUAUUGAAAAUAUAUAUCAGCAUUGGGAGAGAGUGUGCCUUGUUGACAUUGGGGAACAAGCUGUCAUUCCUGAAGGAAUCAGCAAACAUGUGCACAGGAGCAGAUAUUUUAUUGCUGGGGGAAUAGCAGGAGCUGCUUCUCGUACAGCAACUGCUCCUCUUGAUCGUCUAAAGGUGGUCUUACAAGUUCAGACUGGACGAGCUUCUAUUAUGCCGGCAGUGAUGAAGAUAUGGCAACGAGAUGGUUUAUUAGGGUUUUUCCGUGGUAAUGGAUUGAAUGUUGUCAAGGUAGCUCCAGAGAGUGCCAUCAAGUUUUAUGCUUAUGAAGUGCUGAAAAAUGUAAUUGGAGAUGCUCAACAGGGCAAGUCAGAUAUCGGUACUGCAGGAAGACUUUUUGCAGGUGGCAUGGCUGGUGCAGUUGCGCAGAUUGCUAUCUACCCAAUGGAUCUUGUCAAAACUAGGUUACAGACUUGUGCUCCUGAUGGUGGAAGGGUUCCUAAACUUGGUACACUUACAAAGGAUAUAUGGGUCCAUGAGGGACCUCGGGCUUUCUACAGAGGGCUUGUUCCAUCCCUUCUGGGUAUGAUUCCUUAUGCAGGGAUUGAUCUUACUGCAUAUGACACCUUGAAAGAACUGUCCAAGAAAUAUAUUCUUUAUGACAGUGAUCCUGGUCCUCUAGUACAACUCGGAUGUGGGACAAUUUCGGGUGCUCUUGGAGCUACUUGUGUCUAUCCGCUGCAGGUUAUUCGAACAAGGCUGCAGGCACAACCUAUCAACAGUACCGGUGCCUACAAGGGAAUGUCUGAUGUAUUCUGGAAAACUCUUAGGGAUGAAGGCUUUAGAGGUUUCUACAAGGGACUCAUUCCUAAUCUCCUCAAAGUUGUGCCAGCUGCAAGCAUUACUUAUAUGGUUUAUGAAAGCAUGAAGAAGAGUCUAGAUCUUGAGUAG